AUGUCAGGCAGAGCCCCAGUGCAGGCGCCUAUAGGACAAGUUAACCCGAACUAUAACUUGGACAAUGAACGAUUAGAUUGCGAGCGCAUAGAUGAAAUAACAACAAUAUAUAGCUACAUUGAAAGACCCUCAUUUGUCACCGUGCUUUUGAGAUUCUUUGGCAAUAUGUUCGUCGACAUCUUUCGCGCAAUAUUCUACUGAAAGGAUUUGGUUCUGUAAAUGGUAUAGUGCUUACUGAGAUCUUGUGUGGCCCCCUUUUUAAAUAAAUCGUCUGUUCAAAAUAGUAA
Drosophila serrata is the source of this 287-nucleotide messenger RNA. RefSeq lists its product as uncharacterized. The record is from RefSeq and is a predicted model, not a curated record. NCBI's taxonomy places the organism in Eukaryota, Metazoa, Arthropoda, Insecta, Diptera, Drosophilidae.